ACCACAGUGGGCAGGACUCAGACUCAGAACUGCUCUCUGUAGGAAUGUUCCACAGCUUUAGCACUCGGAAGAGGACAUGUCGGAAGAGCUGAAGGAAGUGGGAUACAGCUGUUAACCAGACCUCACACAGCUGUUAGCUGUAAACAUCUGCACCAUCACGGCUCUGCUUUAUUGCGGAUGUGUGCAGGAUAAAUAACAACUGGUGAUUGCUAAGUAGAACCAGCAGUCAUGAGCAACAACAUGUUCGGCGGCAGCAGCAUGCUGUUCCAUGCCAUCACAGAGGACCUGAAUGCCUCUUUGGCCACGGCGGACGAACUGUCUCGCGAAUUUAAUUCCCUCUUUCAGGAGAUCUCCAGCACCCCUGGAAACUCAACAACACAGAGCACGAACUCUAGACCAGAAGACACCACCAGAUACAGCAGCAGUGACACCAGUUCCAGCAGCUUCAACAGUGGAAAUUAUGCUGGCAUCAGCAGCAGCAACAAUGCCAGUAUCAGCAGUGGAAGUAGAAACACCAGUUCCAGCACCAUCAGCAGUGGCAACAGUGCCAACUUCAGUAGUGGCACCAGUGCCAGCACUGGUUACGGAAGCACUAUUUCCAGCUCUUCCAACAGAGAUGGAGGUGGAAAUGGCGGCACUUUGACCAGAAGCAACAUAGCUCUCCCACAAAUCUCAGCUCCCAUCAGAUACUCAGAGCCCAGCACCCGCUCACCUGACUCUUUCUUUUCCAGUGGCAGAACCAUUCCCACCUCCCCGAACCCCCUUAAUCAACCGUACCCUCCACAGGCUCGAAACACUUUUCCUGAACCAGGCUACCCUCGAGGAUCCCUGAGUCCAUCCCCACAUAGCCAACGUCGGGCAUCGCCAUCCCCCAUUAGGUCACACGAGAGGAACUUGAGUGGCAGUUUUAACUUCUCUGAGCUCCCACCCAGUCACAAAUACGAAAUGCAAUCUCUACCCAAUAUACUUCAAGUUCCUGGUAAUCCAGUAGCUCCCUACGACUCUGCUACUACAGGUCGCAGGUCACCCAGGAUGGACCCACUUCCUUCUACAGGGCCCUUUAGCCAACCGAUGGGGGGUACACUGCCUCGCAACUUCAUGCCAUUCAAAUCAGCAGAUGAUACCUUGUCGAGGCAGAAGAGCCCUUCCAAGUGGAACGAGACGGACCUGGACGUUUCUUAUGAGCAGAAACCACACCACACUUAUGAGAAGAACGAGUGGAUCAGACCGACUGUCUCCAACAGUAACUGGAGAGAAUCCAACUUGGACUCGCCCACCAUGCCCAGAAAGGAAAAUUUACAGCGUCAUCUCCCCGCCAUCGAUGGCACCUUGACCAGGACCACCCGUAUCACGGUGCCACCUGACCGUUCCUCACCUACCCAGUCCCAGUCGCAUUACUCCGCUCAGCCCAUUUCCCGCAUUUCCAUCCCUCCUGCUUCCACUAGGACCCGCCCGCACAGGCCCAUCCCGCUCUCCGUCAUCAUGAGGUUGCAGAACCCGUACUACGCGUCGGCUGCCAGACAUCCAUGUAUCCAGGAGGGUGAGAUGGUUCCCGUUAUGCCCAGCCAGCCCGUGCCCCUUCCCCGGGAGUUCCUUUACCACUUUCAACCUGUCGCUCCUUUGCAGAUGAAGACGGCCCACUAUGGAGAAGUGCCCAGCCUGGCUGACGUGGAUGCAGAAGUGUCGAGACUAAACUCACUAAACAAGCCCGCUCAACCCAAAACGGACACUCUCACUGAAGACCCAGAGCCGGACGCGCCCCCUCGGCCCCUGAGCCCCACUCGCCUGCAGCCUGUCGUGGCCCCCGAGGUCCCUCUGGUCCCGGAUCUGGAUGAGGUGCUGCGUAUCCGAGCAGAGAUCCCUCGGGCCCUGAAGAAGCGUGGCUCCACCGACAUGUCACAGAGCAUUAAAAUGAUGCCCGUCCUUCAGUCGAACCCUUAUAGGCAGAUGAUUAAUAAGCUGUUUCGCAGAAAAGGCCCUCAGACUAGGGGUGAGAUAGAAGGGGAGAGCAGCUCUUCAGAUGAGGAAAGCCCCUUACCCCAUACCAUGACCCUGCCGCAGCUCAUGACCAUGCCCAUGACACCCCAGCAGAGGGGUCUUCAUUCUAUCCUGAGGACAGCUAAAGGCAGUGGUGUUAGAGGUCAGAGCCCCCGUGCUCGUCUCAGUCCCCUGGUCCUGCUGCUAGAUGGUGCUCUGGUUGGAGAACUGGAUACGGUGCAGCGAGCUGUACAGGAGAUGAGUGACCCGAGCCAGCCGAACGACGAGGGCAUCACCGGCCUUCAUAAUGCCAUCUGUGGAGGGCACUAUGCAGUAGUGGAGUUCCUUGUACAGAUCAGUGCUAACGUCAGCGCCCCGGACAGCCACGGCUGGACACCUCUUCACUGCGCAGCUUCCUGUAACGACCGGAGUCUUUGCGAGUACCUGGUGCGUAACGGUGCUGCUGUGAUGGCGGUGACUGAUAGUGACGGAGCCACGGCGGCACAGAAGUGCGACCCAUACGCUGUGGGUUAUGAAGACUGUGAAAGCUUCCUCAGAGGGGUGGAGGAGGCGAUGGGUGUAGAGAACAGUGGUGUACUGUACGCUCUCUGGUCCUACCCGGCCCAGGCUCCUGACGAGCUGGGUUUUAGAGAGGGAGACAUGGUGACCAUCCUGGGGAAACCUGAAGGGGUCGACUGGUGGUGGGCAUCCCUCUGUGGACGUGAGGGCUUUGUUCCGAAUAACUACUUUGGGCUGUUUCCAAAGGUGCGUCCGAAGUCUCUGUGCUGAAGAGGAGCACCCCAUACAUCCCAUGGUGUUCCUAAUGCACCAUGACCAAAUACAGCCCACAUCGGUCGUUUUAAGCAGGAGAAUAUGAAAGUGUUUUUCAGUUGAGAGUUCAAAUCACAGGACUGCAAGAGCUGCUGUUGGGCCAUUCAGUAGUGCUAUUUGGAAAGAAAGGUUUCAUUAAGCAUCAUGAAUCAUCAUUUCUUCUUCUGAGGAACCCAAGAAGGUUUUUUUUUCUGUGUAGCUCUUAAUUAGAGGGUUUCUGCACAGGAACCAGUUUUGACAGUGAAAACAACUGAACACGGUUCUUUUGUGAAUGUUUCACUUUGUGACAUCCGUUUGGACAGUUUGAUAUGUUUGGGCAGGUGUGGAAGCUGUUUUCAAAUCAGAACACAUUGGGUGUAGAUCUUGGAUAUAAACUAGGUAGAUUGUGAUGUUGUGGUCUGCUGAUAAAUCUGACAUCUGACAUCUAAAGAGCUUCUGCUAAGCAUAGUACUAGUAAAAAUGUAUCUAUAACAGAAACAUGAUGAUUUUAUAGUGUCUGUAGGGGUUCAACUACAUAAAAUCAUUGCAAUCACUUUAUGAGGGAUGUUCUUAAACGGUUUGAUUAUUUUCUGAUACAUUUUGUGCAGUAUAUCCAAACAAAUCCAAAUGCAUCACUUGUUUAAAAAAUGUUUUUGCUAUUGACAGACAGUUCCAAAUGUUGGGGGUUUGUGGUUUGUACAGUGCUUUGGAUAAAGGUGUCUCCUGAAAGAAUGUAAAUGAGGCAAGAGUGUAGUAAAUAUAACCUUUCUUGUUUUUCUAGUUAACGGUUAAUGUAUGUAUUAUAGUAUUGAUUUUGGAUGUGCAGAGAUAUUGUGUUCUGUGUAUACGGUUAGUUUGGUGUUGUACACUUAUAUUUAAAAAAAAAAUGGCGCUUGGUAUAAGUAAACACACUUGGGCACAGCUAAUAAACUGCUAGCGUAAUGUAACGACUUUUUAUGUCAUUGUGAAAUCUGUACCACUUACAGGUGAACAUUACUUAUGUACAGUAUUUACUUUAGAGCACAUUUUGUAACAUCAAAGUGUUAAACAGAAAUGUAUAGUGCUUAUUUUAGUGCAAUUUCUUAUGUCGACCCUUCUCACUGUAGUGUGUGAGAAUGAAUGUUAGUUCUCUGAACAGAUCAUUUAGUUCCAAGUGGUGUACAAUGCUGCUUUAAUAACUAGUGUGAUUAUGUUAUUCAGGCAAUUGUAUGUAGUGUGUGUGUAAGAAUGUGUUUACACUGAUUAAAUAGAUUAAAUGAAA
Trichomycterus rosablanca is the source of this 4048-nucleotide messenger RNA. It is a transcript of the gene ppp1r13l, whose product is annotated as protein phosphatase 1, regulatory subunit 13 like. Lineage: Eukaryota; Metazoa; Chordata; Actinopteri; Siluriformes; Trichomycteridae. The transcript is spliced from 13 exons. The record is from RefSeq and is a predicted model, not a curated record. Gene Ontology annotation, molecular function: transcription factor binding. The coding region runs from base 229 to 2766 and encodes 845 amino acids. Gene Ontology annotation, biological process: regulation of transcription by RNA polymerase II; positive regulation of cell differentiation.